Molecule: messenger RNA, 1771 nt
Organism: Exophiala xenobiotica
Lineage: Eukaryota; Fungi; Ascomycota; Eurotiomycetes; Chaetothyriales; Herpotrichiellaceae
Exons: 1
Coding region: 146-1363 (405 amino acids)
Source: RefSeq, a predicted model, not a curated record
CAUAACCUUGCCUCUGUUGUGUUUGUGUAUGUUUUCUUGUGCAUGCGGUACUCGUUGUUGAUCCUGUGUGCCUUUGCCACCUACUCUCUUAAUCCCGACUGCGUAUAAAUAGCAGUGCCUUUCAUCGCCUUCUCUUCCUUUGACCAUGUCAGACCCCUCCCGCUUGGACGACGACCCACAGCAAUCGCGCCAUAGAAGAACUGAAUUGAGCCGCGCGAAUACCACUGGAGAGGAUACGAGCCUUUUCCACGAAAUCCACGAGACACUUCGUCGAUUGCUGCAGCACAUGGUCUUCGUUGCUUUGCUGACUCUUCGACUGUAUAUGCUUCCACUGCUGUAUAUAUCGCACAAACUCGCGUCACUUGACGAUCCCUGGUAUCCUGCAUCCUGGAAUUUCAUCCUCUACCCGGGUAGAAGUGCGGUAGAUUGCGGUUGUUGCAGGAAAAGAGAAGGGAGCGGGUUUUUGAGCGCGGUAUGGUGUGAACUCAGCCGUGGCUUCGCAUCACGUCUUCGCACAUCGAGGUAUCUUUAUUUGCUGGGCAAAAUCCUCGGAGAAGAUCCCGGCAUCCUCCAAUCUGCUCCGGCCUUAUCCCUGGGUAACGCAGUGGUUGACGUCCAAAGCGAGCUAGACAGUCAACAGCAGGUCCCCGACACUCACUCCAAUGAACCCCAACCUGAAGUGUCUGCAAGUGCCUCUGAGGUAUAUCACGCCGCUCUUGUCAAUGGGACCACUCUGGACGACAUCCUAGCGGCAUUCGAGGCAGAAGAGGAUGUCUCCGAAGCAGAAGGCAGCUAUAUGGACGUGUCGUCGAACUCCGCAUCGAAACCCAUUGUCGACCAACAAGAACGCGACGUCGAACUCGAUACGCAUCAAUACGAAGAGGUCAGCAUACAGGCCAUACCGGAAAAGCAGAUCGCGCCCGAAGAGGCAGAAGAGAGUACCGUCUCACAGCCUGUGGCGACAGGAAAGGAAAAUUUCCAACAGCAGCGGAAAAUUCCGACCAAGGAUGUUGAAGCUGCAAAUCGAGGAGUCUUCGCCAACGACGAAGAUGCUCAUAUGGGCCAAGCCCCUUCGUGCUAUCGUACAUCCUGUACUGAUCAUGUCAACUUUGACACGGGUGGGAGGCAGAAGCGAGAGAGCUCGGCGAAUUUCAAACGCUGCCCGACGUUCGUCCGAAGACAUGCUCAAACGCAUAUACCAAGAGGAUCUGUGAGUAGCGAAAGACAUUCACUGGCUGUACUGCAUGACAGAGCUAUGAUGUCGUCACCAGCGCUUGGUCUUAGCUCCCCAACGAAGCGAGCAAGACUGCAGCGGAAGGUCGUGGUCUACCAGGACACAGAGAAAGCAGUGAUGCCUGGUUGACCGAAGGGCCACGGUUGUGCUCUUGUCGCUCAUGCGAUAGACCUUGGAUCCGCGAUCAGGCUCUGAUCGGCUGAGGAUGGCAUGAAAUCAAUGCGGCGGCGUCCGCCCGUCCGACUAGAGUGGCGGUGGUGGUGGUCGUGGAAAUGAACGAUCGCAGAGGCUGCCUGCGAAAACGGUCGUUUGGUGGUUAUAUGCGGCAAAUCCGAAUUCACACUUUCGCGGAAGACACAUAAUUUUCUGUCGCUUUCUGUACUUACCGUCGAGCAAUGGGCGUUGUCUUUUGCGCUUUGGAGGAUUGCGAAGAGCGCGUGCUCACAAGACAUAGUCUGGGAACCACCAUAAACCUGAUCCGUUGAAGGUUUUCUAGCAUUUUCAUGGAGUAUCAAAGAGAAUAGGAUUCCGGACUGG